AUUUAUUUAAAAUAUAAAUAAUUUGUGGAUUGUAGAGGUCUGGCCAACCUUCAGGUUCUCCUUCUGGGCAGGAACCAACUAAUGAACAUUCCUGGUCUUGAUGGAGCUGAAAACCUGCAAAUUCUUCAGCUCUCACACAACAACAUCUCUCACAUAAGUGGUUUAGGACCCCUGAAAAUGCUUCUGCGAUUAUCAUUGGGCCAUAACCAGCUGCUCAGCACAGGAGGUUUGAACGAAAUUUAUACCCUUCUCCAUCUGGACUGUUCGUACAACCAUCUAAGCCAUGUUGAGGGUUUGGAGAAUUGUGCUCUGCUUAACAACAAGUUGAAAGAUGAGAUCAUGAUUUAUCAUGUCUUCAGCAGGAAUCUCAAUAUCACUCAAUAAUCACAAUUUUCCAUUACUUUAGUAUUUGAGAACGGUUUAUGUUCUUAUUCUAAUUAGCCCGACUGAAAUUAUAGACUUUUCACCACUUUUUAAAAUUUAUUUAGGAACAUAUUUCCUAUCCCAGUGUCCAGAAAAUGUGUAACUUGACUGUGCUCAUUACAUGAUUACAAAAAAAAUCGUCAUCUGUUAGACUGCAAUCCUGGGCUGCCAUCACUUUAAUUGAAUUAUCACUAUCUGUUGUGCUUAUCAUUUAGAUAUUAGUCAUGUUCAUGAUGAGCCAUGAGUUUCCACCCAUUUCAGCUCAUGGGACAUUCAUGGUUGGAACAGAAAGAAUGACUUCCUGUGUGAUCAUCUAGUCAAGAAGGAAUUGUUGUUGCUUUUAUUUCCAGGCCUGUCCUGCAGAACCAAGUUCUUUCUGAGGCACCUGUACUUGGAUGACAAUCUUCUAUCCUCUGUUGAUGAUCGGGAAUCCUAUUGGCUGCCUUUGCUCCAGAACCUCUCUAUGUCCCAUAACAGAUUUGCAGAACGUGCGUCUGAAUCUUCAGAAAUGCACCAGCCUUGAAAAAUUUAACCUGACUGGUAACCCACUACAGCUGGAAAGCAACUGGAGGUCCUUGCUUUUGGAGACAGUGCCUGGCUUGAUUAAGUUGAAAAAUGAGCAGAUUGCUGCUGCUGCAGUGCCCCAUAAAUGUCCAGAACAGCAGUGGAGUUUCCAGGCCCUCUGUCAAGCACAGCAAGAGCUACGAGAUUCACUUCUCCAGCAGCAAAAGAUGGAGAUCAGUUCUGCACCCUCACAACAUGACGCCCAGCUUCUUGCAAUUGUCCAACAAGCAGACCUGCUCAGAAUGGCAGUGGACCAGUGUUAUGCCCAUGAAUAUAUCGACAGCUGUUUUACAGAGGAUUCUACACUGGCAGCAGCUGCUAACAGUAGUUCUUGUACUUAUUCUGAAACAUCUUUAUCACAAGAACAAAGACUUGAGAUGUGUCUCUGGGAUACGAGAUUGGCAGAAACACAAAAAGACUCAAUUUUCUCACGCUGACCUUGAGCUACGAUCUGCUGACUGCAUGCAGACACAAAGUGAGAAGGAACCUGUUCAGGCCCUGAAUCUUAAAGUGUAUGACACACACAAAAUAUUUUUACUUUUACAUUUAAUUUCUGUAUGUAGUGAACAUCUCCCAUGAUUUGAAGGUACAUUUAAUUUUAGCUAAAGGUAAUCAAAAUAAAGCUCAUCUCUAAAUCAUUCAGUGGACAUUACACCCCUGCUGGGUCUCUCUCCAGAUGUUUUAACGCUGAUGAAUCAUCCAAGGCAUGAGUUCAGUGACAUUCAUUUAGUCUCUCAUGACUUUGGUGAGUCAUCAGAUAAAAUUGUCUUCUCUGCUAUCACUCAGCGCGGCAGCUGUGGCGAUCCAGCGAUGUUGGCGGAGGAGAUGCGUAUUGCAGAGACGUCAGGGCCUCCCAGGCUUAAUUAAAAAAACUAACACAAAAUCACAUCUUCAUAAGGUGGAAGAUACCUGCAUUGGGGGGCCU
Molecule: messenger RNA, 1912 nt
Organism: Carassius carassius (crucian carp)
Lineage: Eukaryota; Metazoa; Chordata; Actinopteri; Cypriniformes; Cyprinidae
Product: leucine-rich repeat and IQ domain-containing protein 1-like
Exons: 5
Coding region: 819-1424 (201 amino acids)
Source: RefSeq, a predicted model, not a curated record